AUGGUCGAACCACCACUUAGUAAUUUUAACAUUCCAAUUGUCGGAGAUACUCUAAAAUUCGUAUCAUCUCCAGCUCUUUGGUCUCGCGAGUUAUCGAAACAAGGAGAUGUAGUUAAAGCAUAUAUUUAUGGUUUAAAUGGACUAAAAUCUACUACAGUCUAUCAUUUAUCGGGUACUGAAGGACUAAAAGCUUUUUACGAUGAAAAAAACGCUGCACGUGGAUUAAUUGCUACACCACCAGAUCCAUAUGUAUUUGAUAAUUCACUAUUUGUUGUGCCAAAAUUGAAUUUGGAAGCGCAUAAGAUAAGAAAAGGGAUAUUAUUGCAGGUCGUGCAUUCGCCUGAAAGUAUUAAUCGCUUCAUCGAGACUGUUGACUCACUGAGCCAAAAUUUUAUCGAUUCAUUAUCAGCCAAAAUCAAAGAUGGAAAACCAUCCAAAAUUCCAUUAAAUACCACUAUACGACAUUUUACGGCGAGAUUCACUGCAAAAUAUAUAUGGAGUUAUGACGAUAUCGAUGCUGUAUUCAUACGCAAGCAGUAUGAAGCUAUUAACGACAUCUCAUCGGCUCCAUUGAAGCUGCCAUUUUUUGCAUAUAAUGACGGGAUAAAAAUUGCAAAGUGGCUUCGUGAAUUUUCAUAUUCACGUUUAGAAGAGCAUCGUCUAGAACCUGACAAAUAUACCGAUACUAUGAGUCAAUUAAUGAAUUCGGUGCCAAGAUUAACUGACGAAGAGCUUAUUUUAGAAAUCAAUCAUUUGAUUUUUGCGAUUAAUGGUCUUUCGUCUACUACUACUGGCGUUAUUAUUAAGUUAUUGCAACAUAAAAAUACGGAAAUUUAUGAAAGAGUAACUGCGGAAAUUGCGAAUAAUUCCGAACUAUUAGACAACAAAAAAUUAAUUAACGGGAAAACUAUUGAAGAAAAGUUUCCGUAUCUCUUAAACGUUGUCAGAGAAGCUAUACGAUUUAACCCUGUUGCGCCAAUGCAAUUCGCAAAUUCUGUUAGGGAAUUCCAAGUAGAAGGAUACAAGAUACCAAAAGAUGCUGUAUUAAUCGGUGCUUUAUAUGGAAAUGGUUUCAAUCCAAAAUUAUACCCAGAUCCAGAAGUAUUUCGUCCUGAACCCGGUGAAAUAUCAACGUCACAUCGAUGUGCUGGUCAACCAGCAGCAUUGAGUUACUGCGUAUUCAUUGUUGCUCGUUUAUUGGCGACAUUUGAUAUUUCCCUUAUUGAUCCAAAUCAAGAUUUCAUUUGGUCCACUGUAUUUCCUAGACCCGUUAAUGAAUGUCCAGUUGAGAUAAGGUUAAAGUCUUGA
Molecule: messenger RNA, 1308 nt
Organism: Ambispora leptoticha
Lineage: Eukaryota; Fungi; Glomeromycota; Glomeromycetes; Archaeosporales; Ambisporaceae
Source: the annotation of a GenBank genome assembly